Molecule: messenger RNA, 3335 nt
Organism: Candoia aspera
Lineage: Eukaryota; Metazoa; Chordata; Lepidosauria; Squamata; Candoiidae
Gene: XKR8
Product: XK related 8
Exons: 3
Coding region: 184-1443 (419 amino acids)
Biological process (GO): apoptotic process involved in development; engulfment of apoptotic cell; phosphatidylserine exposure on apoptotic cell surface
Cellular component (GO): plasma membrane
Source: RefSeq, a predicted model, not a curated record
AGCGGAGCCUCUCUUCUCUCCGCAUCCCGCGGGAGGCGAGGAGUCGCGUCGCCACGCGACGCACAGAGGCUGCUGCUGCUGCCGAGAAGCCGAAGCGGGCGCCCGCCGCCCCGUCCGCCUGGCGGGGCCUCCUCGGAGGAGCUGGGCCCCGUCGCGGCCCUUCCCCUGCCCUCCCGCAGGACCAUGGCCCGGAGCGGCUGUGGCCCUGGCUGCAGCCUUCCGCAGCCCCCUGCCUUCCGCUGCCUGGACCUGUUCUUCGCCCUGGUGGGCACCCUCGCCUUCCUGCUGGACUUGGGGGCCGAUCUGUGGGUGGCUGCCAACUACCUGCGAGCUGGCCACUUCCACUGGGGUGGGCUGGUGCUGGGACUCUUGCUCCUCUCCUCCCUGACCACCCAGUUCUUCAGUUGGGCUUGGUUCCGGAGUGACUCUGAGAAGGAGGGCCUCCCACAGCCCUCCCCCUGGACCUCGAAGCUGCUCCAUGCCCUACAGCUUGGCUACCUGUACAGGUGUCUCUGUGUCCUGAAGGUGGGUUUCCAGGCAUGCAAGAUGGAAGAAGCAACAGCAGACCAUCAGGCCUUUGCCAUUUUCCUGUCACACGACGUCAGCCUGUUGCGCCUCUUCGAGUCCUUUCUGGAAAGUGCACCUCAGCUCAUCCUGGUGAUCUACGUCAUCCUACGCACCAAUCAAGCUGAGAUAUUUCAGGUACUUGGGAUUUGCACAUCUUUUCUGUGUAUCACCUGGGCCCUCUUGGAUUACCACCAGACCCUGCGCAGCUUCCUGCGGGACAAGCACAAGCUGGCCUUCUUGUCUUCGGUCCUCUACUUCCUGUGGAACUUCUUGCUGAUGUGCCCUCGCAUCCUAUCCUUGGCACUCUUUGCAGUGGUCUUCCCAGGCUACAUUUUCCUCCACUUCCUGGGCAUCUGGUUGGUCAUGUUUCUCUGGGUCUCCUUGCAAGGGACAGACUUAAUGGAACAUGCCACCUUUGAGUGGUUUUAUCGAGCUACGGUGGCGGUCAUCCUCUAUUUCUGCUGGUUCAAUGUGGCUGAGGGGAAAACACGUCACCGCUCAACUAUUUACCACACUUUCCUGUUGCUGGACAGCACCAUCCUUGUGGUUCCUUGGUUCUGGUACAGCAUUCCCUCAAGCUGGGAUUCCCACGUGGGCCCUGUGCUCCUGGCUGCCCUGCUCUGUUAUGCCUUUGGCAUCUUCUUGAAAGGCAUCUACUACCAGUGUUUUCACCCCACUGUGAAAACUGUACCCCUUGGGGAUUAUGAUGAAGUGGACCACAGCGAGCCUGGGAACGGAGAUGUUGUGUUCCGGCAAAUGGUUAUAGAACCCGUCAUCAACCAUCGGACAUACAGACUCUCUCAGAAUUUCUUUGCUGGCUCUUCGGCAGAAACUCAGUACCAAAGGAAUGGGACUGUCAGGGAUAUAUAUCUGUGAGCCAUGCUAUUCAUGCCCGGGGGCGCCAAGGCAAGACUAUAGUUGAGUUAGAUUCAGAAAACAUUUGUACCAGUUGCCUGCUGAAUCCAUGCCUAUACUUCUUUCAGGAUUAGCCACAUAAGCUAAGCCAAGUAAGCUAGGAAGGACAUUUUUAAGCACAAGGUGGAUGUUACCACGUAGGUUGACUGCAUCUUUGGUUCAAUCAUGGCAAAAUGCCAUUCUCAGCUUUUCCUGCUGCCUAUUUUGCAAAUCUGCCUAAGGUAGCUUUUCUCUAGCUGCUUCCUCUCACCGGUUGUGUUGGAUGACAGUGUUCAUCAUUCCCAGCCAGCAUGGAGAUGAUUGUAAGCAGCACCCAAUUAGAGAUCCCUAGGGUGGAAAUAUUCAGAAAAAAAGCAUUAAUAUUUCUUUCCCUGAUUUUUUCUGGAUUUGUUUCCUGCAGGUCUUCACAUGUUCAUAUUCAUUUCAUUUGGAGGUCACCAGAUCAGGGACAGCUGUUUGUGAAUCAAAGAAAGAGGAGACACGAAAGGCUUAUGUUCUGGAGUUUGACUUCCAGCAGGGCUGAUGGAUUCAAGUCUCAUCAGUCAGAAGCAACAGCCUUGUUAUUAGUUAAGGAUGAGAUUGUGCCAGCUGUCCUCUUGAUGGGAUUCUUUAGUAGAGAGGUGAGGACUCUGUAACAACAUCAGCAGGUAUGGCCAAAUAUAGCCAAAGGUGAAGAAUGCUGGGAAAUGUAGUUAGCAAGUCUGAUAGUCCAUAGGUACACCAUUAUUGCUUUCGAUGUCUCUAAAUCUGGAUUCUAUGACUUGCACCAAGUUGUGGGUCGCAGUACUUUUCAAUUCUAGUGCACUUUUCAAACUUUUCCUUUAAAUUCAGGCCUUCACUUCACUGUACUUGACUGCCCCCUGCCUGUGUUCAGUUAUCAUGCUACACCAGGAAAAAUUAGUUGAAAUGACCCUUGGUCACAUGCUUUCCCUUUUCUUUGAUGUGGCUACCAGAGGGGCUCCAAGCUGUCACUUCUAUUUUUAGCUAGUUCUUGUCAUAGUGUCUGAAUAUGACUCAUGGUUUAUAUGGAUGUCAUAGUUCAUCUGGAAAAACACACACUCCUCAAAGCAUAAGCUAUGAAACUGGCUUGUUUUAACAUACCACUGUAAAGAUGAACCAUAGUUUAGAAUUUGGAUGUAGUGCUAAACUAUAAUUCAUGGUGUUGAGACUUUUCCUGUCUCAUUGAGAUGAGGGAGUUGGUAAAUCUGGUAGCUCAUUGCAGUAAACUGUGGUUUGGUACUGGGACUGAUGGAAGUAGAAUUCCAAAAUACCUGGAGGACGCUAGGUUGACUUUCCUUUAGUGCAGCAUCUGAACGAGCUAGAGUUGUUUCAGCCCUUCCACAGUCCUGCUUGGUCUUGGCCAUGGGCGGCCAAGUAGUUUAUAUUUCAAGAGACUUGAGAGGCCAAUCCUUGUUCCAAUUUUCAGGUUAUCCUGAAGUGAGGCUUGGAAAACAUGCCUAACACUUCUUUCUGGAUUUGGCUCUCCUCCCAUCCUUAUGUAGCUAAUUUAAAAUACUAUCAGUUACCUAAGUGUUUUCAUAACUGUUCGGGCCGAUUGGAAUAAGCAAAAAUGUGUAUGGCAUUGAUAUGUAUAUUCAACUUAUUCUAGCUUCCAAUGCAGAAGGUUGCAAGUUGGAGUGGCGGAGCAGCAAAGGGGUGGGAAAGGAUCUACUGUUCCUAAGCAUUCAAACACACACACACAAACACACACAUUUCAAAAAAGCCCCCACCUGCUUUUCACUAGAGAAGAUGGAAUAGUGGAUACCCUAGUCUUAACUUCUCUCUCUCCUUUCACUAAACUGUCUCCCAGUUUAUUUUUCAUUUACAGUAAUAACAAAUUCAGUGGGAACUCA